CUUUCGUGGGCCUACUCCUUUUGGGUAUACAUUACAUUAAGCAAAUGAAGAGCGUCAAUUAAAGAUUGUGUUAAUUACAUGCAUGCUUCCCAUAUUUAUGUAGCAAUAUUCCAUUAUCACCUGCAUAUGGUGUUUAUAUAUCUCAACUGAUUCGAUAUGCAAGAGCUUGUUCUACGUGUAGUCAGUUUUUAAAUCGAGGUAAGCUACUGACAAACAAGUUGAUGGUACAGGGGUUUCAACAGUCUCUAUUGAAGUCAGUAUUUCGCAAAUUCUAUACCGAUCUAGUUCGUCAAUACAACCUAUCAUUGGGUCAAAUGCUGUCUGAAGUGUUUCAUACCGAUUGUUAAGCUGUUUUUGGCACACUGAUUUUGACUGCGGAUAACCCCGUUUACCUGAUCAGGAUAUAGAGCUCACGGCGGUUGUGGCCGGUCAACAACGGAUGCUUACGCCUUCUAGGCACCUGAUCCCACCUCUGGUGUGUCCAGGGCUCCGUGUUUGCCCAACUAUUUAUUUUGUAUUGCUUAUAGGAGUUAUGAAAUUGAUCACUGUUCGUUAUCUUCACCUUGCAUUGGUCACUGUUUGUUAUCUCACCUUGCAUGGAACAUUGAACAGUUUGACUCAUUUAAGUAUUAGGUGGAAAAUAAAUUCGUAAAUAUGAUACAAACAAGGAAAACUAUAUAUUUUAUCCUCUAUGAUCAAGUGCUUGUGCGUUUUAUUUAGUAACACUUGUUUAACCUUCUGCAGCUGUGCCUGACACGUGAUUCAGUACUCGAUUCAGUACUUAAUAUUUGCUUGGUGUUUGACAUACAGCGUGCAAUUUUGAAACCAUAUGUACUUUGACACUUUUAUCAGAGAGGUGGAACACACCAUCAAUAUGUUUGUCAAAAUGAAAUGUUUACCUUUGUUGAUGAUGUACUAAACACUCAGAAGACUUGUACUGAAAAUUAUAGAUUUAGUGUUUCAAAGGAAAAAUGUAUAGAAUGUGACGCCGGGUACCAGGGUUUGAAUUGUUCUUUUUCCUGUCGAUUUCCUAGUUAUGGUGCUGAUUGCCAGAGCAUCUGUCAAUGUAGACUGAAGCUUUGCAGUCAUAUUUCAGGAUGUCAAUACGAUGCAGAUAACGAAGAGGAUGAUGGUUCAAGUAAGAAUAUCCUGCUCAGUGUUCUGGCGAUAUGCGUAAUUUUCAUCAUUAUCGGAGCUUUCGUUGUGAUUUCGAGGGCUAACAGGAAGUUUUUCACAAGACAUCUAAGAAAUAUGGCAGAGCAAUCUAUUGAUGCACCCACUACAAUUGUAUAUCACAGGACGGCCAACCUAGUAAAUACUGCCACAGCAACUGACAAUGGAAUGUAUACAUUUGGAAAUACAAUGAGAUACGAAAAUAUUAAUAUAUAGUGACGAUUAUUAUUAUGUGUAUUACAGAAAUAAAGAGAUAUUGCUUUGAC
Molecule: messenger RNA, 1439 nt
Organism: Ostrea edulis (European flat oyster)
Lineage: Eukaryota; Metazoa; Mollusca; Bivalvia; Ostreida; Ostreidae
Exons: 4
Coding region: 892-1389 (165 amino acids)
Molecular function (GO): scavenger receptor activity
Source: RefSeq, a predicted model, not a curated record